Sarcophilus harrisii (Tasmanian devil) is the source of this 531-nucleotide messenger RNA. RefSeq names its product histone H2B type 2-E. The transcript has a single exon. The coding region runs from base 79 to 459 and encodes 126 amino acids. The record is from RefSeq and is a predicted model, not a curated record. NCBI's taxonomy places the organism in Eukaryota, Metazoa, Chordata, Mammalia, Dasyuromorphia, Dasyuridae. Gene Ontology annotation, cellular component: nucleosome. Gene Ontology annotation, molecular function: structural constituent of chromatin; DNA binding; protein heterodimerization activity.
CAUCACCGCCGAUCUCAGCAGUUCUCUCUCUCUCUCUUUCUCUUUCGGUCGUUGCGUUUUGGUGAAACUUUCGCAGCUAUGCCUGAGCCCGCCAAGUCCGCUCCUGCCCCGAAGAAGGGUUCCAAAAAGGCCGUCACCAAGGCCCAGAAGAAGGACGGCAAGAAGCGCAAGCGCAGCCGCAAGGAAAGCUACUCCAUCUACGUGUACAAGGUGCUGAAGCAGGUGCACCCCGACACGGGCAUCUCCUCCAAAGCCAUGGGCAUCAUGAACUCCUUCGUCAACGAUAUCUUCGAGCGCAUCGCCGGCGAGGCGUCCCGCCUGGCGCAUUACAACAAACGCUCCACCAUCACGUCCCGGGAGAUCCAGACUGCCGUGCGUCUGCUGCUGCCCGGGGAGCUGGCCAAGCACGCCGUGUCCGAGGGCACCAAGGCCGUCACCAAGUACACCAGCUCCAAGUAAAAUGGAGAUCUCCGGGGGUGCCUGAAGGCCAGGCCCCUCAACCUACACAACGGCUCUUUUAAGAGCCACCCA